GUGUGUGUGUGUGUGUGUGUGAGCUCAGCUCAGUAAAGCUUCAUCUCUAAUAGGAUGAGCAGCCGCUCGCUCGUGUAGCUGAAUGCGCCGCUCAUUGUUCGCUUCGCCGUUUCUCCGGGGUUUCCGCGGAUCGAUCGAUCAGUGAUCGGGAUUUCUCAUGGAUCUAUCGAUGUGAAGACGCUGUCACACGCGGCUGAAGUUCAGAAGUGAUCGAGCAGAGCGGCAGGAUUCAAACAUGCGGUCGCAGGCCUUGUUGCUGUAUUUCACGGUGCUGCAGACGGCCGGAGCCGCUUUCCCAGAAGACACCGAGCCAAUCAGUAUUUCACACAGCAACUAUACCAAACAAUAUCCGGCGUUCGUGGGACACAAACCGGGAAGGAACAACACGCAGCGGCACAAACUGGACAUUCAGCUGAUCGUCAUCAUGAACCACACGCUCUAUGUGGCCGCCAGGGAUCACAUUUACACGGUGGACAUCGAGACGGCCAAUACAGAGGAGAUCUUCUUCAGUAAGAAGCUGACGUGGAAGUCCAGACAGGCCGAUGUGGACACCUGCAGGAUGAAGGGAAAGCACAAGGACGAGUGCCAUAAUUUCAUCAAGGUCCUGCUGCAGCAGAGCGACGACUCUCUGUUCGUCUGCGGAACCAACGCCUUUAACCCGUCCUGUCGGACCUACAAGGUGAGACUGCAGUGUUCCUCUGACCUCUGA
Molecule: messenger RNA, 709 nt
Organism: Sinocyclocheilus rhinocerous
Lineage: Eukaryota; Metazoa; Chordata; Actinopteri; Cypriniformes; Cyprinidae
Product: semaphorin-6A-like
Exons: 6
Coding region: 236-709 (157 amino acids)
Biological process (GO): axon guidance; neural crest cell migration; positive regulation of neuron migration
Cellular component (GO): plasma membrane
Molecular function (GO): chemorepellent activity; semaphorin receptor binding
Source: RefSeq, a predicted model, not a curated record